Molecule: messenger RNA, 1851 nt
Organism: Cryptotermes secundus
Lineage: Eukaryota; Metazoa; Arthropoda; Insecta; Blattodea; Kalotermitidae
Product: myrosinase 1
Exons: 11
Coding region: 44-1534 (496 amino acids)
Biological process (GO): carbohydrate metabolic process
Molecular function (GO): beta-glucosidase activity
Source: RefSeq, a predicted model, not a curated record
GUCGUUUUGAAGAUCUGUUGCAAGUCAUUAUCUUACUCUGAACAUGAAGAAGUAUCUGCUCAGUCUUGUUGCUCUCGUUGCAAAUGUACGUGGUCACACAAAUCACUCAUUUCCAGCUAACUUCAUAUUUGGGGCCGCUACGGCUUCAUAUCAGGUCGAAGGUGCAUGGAAUCAUGAAGGGAAGGGCGUAAAUAUCUGGGACACACUCACACACGAUCAUCCUGACUUCAUGACCGACUUGUCAAAUGGCGACAUCGCGGCUAAUUCGUAUUUCAAAUAUAAAGAGGAUGUUCAGCUGCUUAAGAAGAUUGGUGCCAACUUCUAUCGGUUCUCAGUGUCCUGGUCUCGAAUCCUACCAACGGGACAAACAAACGUCAUCAACCAGGCUGGAGUUGAUUAUUAUAAUAAUCUCAUAAAUGAGCUGCUAGCAAACGGCAUUGAGCCUAUGGUGACUAUAUUCCAUUGGGAUCUUCCUCAGCCACUCCAAGACCUUGGAGGAAUGACAAAUAAAUUUAUAGUGGAUAUUUUCGUGGAUUAUGCUCGGGUUCUCUUCGUGCAUUUCGGAGACAGGGUGAAAUGGUGGAUCACGUUUAACGAACCAGCAGUGUUUUCAAUUGGUUACACCACCGCUAGGGGCUUCGCCCCCAGUGUCAAUGCACCUGGUAUCGGCAACUACCUGGCAGUUCACAGCAUACUGUUAGCACACGCCAAGACAUACCACAUGUACAGGCGGGAAUUCUGGGCCAAACAGCAAGGAAAUAUGAGCCUGGCUUUAAACUCGCGUUGGUUUGAACCAAAGACGAAUUCUACAGAAGACGUGCAGUCAGCCCAGAGGGCCAUCCAGUUCUAUCUGGGUCUAUAUGCCCACCCCAUCUUCAGCCAGGAAGGGGAUUACCCAAAACUGGUGAAGGACAGGAUCGCGCAGAAGAGCUUGGAUGAAGGCUUCUUCAGGUCACGUCUUCCAAAAUUCACCAAGGAACAGAUUUCCCAUAUACGAGGGACGUUCGAUUUUUUCGGCCUGAACCAUUACACGACAUCCUUGACGACAGUUGGGAAUACGGAGAACCAAGGACCUUCCCUCGAAGCGGAUGUCUGGGCACAGCGACUAUUUGACCGAAGCUGGAAGGAAACAGGAGACCCGAGCAGGAAGGUUGUGCCUUGGGGUUUCCGGAAAUUACUGAACUGGAUCAAGAACGAGUACAACAAUCCUCCUGUGUUCAUAACAGAGAACGGAGUUUCUGACCCAACUGAGUUCAACGACACUCUGAGGAUACAUUACUAUACCCACUACCUGAAUGAGAUGCUGAAUGCCAUGUUUCAAGAUGGUUGCAACGUGAUCGGAUAUGCGGCUUGGAGCCUCAUUGACAAUUUUGAAUGGAAUUCUGGAUACACUCAGAGGUUUGGACUGUUUCACGUCAACUUCACCGAUCCAGAAAGAACUCGGACUGCCAAGGAAUCUUCACGAGUGUACGCAGAAAUAAUUCGCACAAGACAGAUACCAGCGCGGCACUUCCACAGCGCUUCGCAGGAUUAAACACAGUGAAACAGUAGAGCCACGUGCUCAUACAGUCUUCCUACAUGUAAACUCUGUAUUUGUGCUCAUAAUAAAACCGAGAUAACGGCUGGACGACCGGGGUUCGAUCCUUCUCUUCGAAGAAAACCAGGGUAUAAUUCAGCCAGGACAGUGUGUGUCCCAACCUUUUUCUCAGGUUAAUUAUUUAAGGACGCCGUCGAGACAACACAGUGUCCGGUGUUAGGAUGAUUAUAGAACAGUUACUGGAAAGAGAAUUGGCAGGGGAAAACCAGAGCAAGAGAAGAAGGAAGUAUAAGUAGUAGGAUGCUACAAGCCAG